ACAAAUAACAUUUCUUAAAAAAAGCCUAACACAUUGAUUAACAAUGCGACGACGUUUUUAGCAAUAAUCUGCGCGAGGGUUUCGGAAAUGGUGAGCGCAAAUGCCACAAAGCACAACCUUCUUCUCGUCGAGCUUCCUUUUCUGGUUUCUACAUUGGAAAGAAACGAGGGCAAGAACAAAUGAAAAUUUUUGACAAUGACGUCAUUGACGCUUCGGGUUCGGCUGGUGCGUUUCGGUGCACGCGCUCCCAAGCUGCUCCAGAUUGGAGCGUCAUCGAGUCGCUCAUUCUGGUGAAUGAGGUCGCGGCUGUGGAAGCUGACUGCUCCGUUGCGCUCUCCUCCUACCAGCAGUGGAACAUCAUCGCCCAGAACUGUGCAUCUUUGGAUGUGCAGCGCAACCUUGCACAGUGCCGCCGCAAGUGGCAUGCGUUGCUCUCUGAUUACGACCGCUUCAAGGGAACCGCCGCAGCUGGAGGCAAGUUGCCACCAAAUUUCGAUUACGAAUUGUUUGAGGCCGUCCAACGCGUUGUGAGGGCGCGUGAGGAGCGGGGCAUGGCUGAUCCUGAGAGCGAUACUGAAGCAGGGAACGAUGCGCGUGACGCCACCGUGGAAAUCGGGUCCAAAAGAAAAGGGCAACGAAGUAAGUUCAGACACCGCGUUCAAAAGCCCAAACUUGAACAAAGGCACGAGGACAGCCAUGAAGAAGAGCACGAGGAUGACUAUUCAGAAGACGAAUAUUUGAAAGACUUCCUAGAAUCAAGACCUAAGUUGAAAUGUACUAGAGAAAAGCCUCCAAAGCAUUUAGCAAUAUCACCAAAGAGCCUUCCCAAAGUAGAGCUUCAUGAAAACCAUUCUGAAAGUCCAAAGCCAAUCAGUGUAGAAAAGAUAGCAGUUAGCAGGGAAGAAAAUCAGGAAACAUUGACUCUGAAAUUGCAAGACUUGGCAGUGGAGAUUGAAGCAAUUGCUACUAAAUCAGCAACAGACUAUAAGGGAGGUGACUCUAAGAAUGUAGAGGAUUCCUGCACUGACUUCACAAGAGGCCAAGGGGACAAACUCAUAACAAGCCUUGGAGAUUUCUCCAACACCCUCAAGCAACUAUGUGAUAUUCUCCAAGAGUGUAAAUGAGCAUUACAAUGUUCUUCUACAACUAUUUUCUGUCCUUGUUAGUGAAAAAAUGAAUCAGGCAUAGGAAAGAAUGCUGCUGCUUUAUGCUAAUGUAGUUGUCUUCACUCAUUGCUGAUGCGAAAGCAAAAUAUUACAGCUUAACAAGAA
Molecule: messenger RNA, 1271 nt
Organism: Vigna unguiculata (cowpea)
Lineage: Eukaryota; Viridiplantae; Streptophyta; Magnoliopsida; Fabales; Fabaceae
Product: sequence-specific DNA binding transcription factor
Source: RefSeq, a predicted model, not a curated record